AUGACAUCAGUGGAGACCCCGCUCGUCGCGACAUUCUAUACGCGUACACGUCUCACCGGAUUCGAGCUCGACAUGCCUGCAGACUCUCCCCUGACGUUCAACCAGGCCGUUCGUGGCAUCGCGGAGUUCAUCGAAGUGGCUAUACAUACCAUCCUGUAUAUCAGGCAAAUAUAUCCUGCAGAGCUUUUCGUCCGCAGGAAGAAGUACAACACCCCCGUUUUUCAGUCUCGUCAUCCUGCCUUGAAUGAGUAUAUAUCGGGUGCCAUCAAGGCUAUUACAGAAGAGCUUGUGCUUGGCCACGUAAACAAAGUCGUGGUCGUUAUAAAAGAUAAAGAGGAGGUCCCUCUUGAACGAUUCAUCUUCGCGCUACAGUGCAUGAUUGAGCUAGAGUCUUACAACAAAGACACUAGCGUUCAGGAAGCUAUGACCUCCACCGCCCUAGGGCAGUAUUUCCGCUCGUUCAUGGUGAAGCUUAACAUGGCUGAGGCCCAACUGGGCCAACUGGAAAUGUGCGGUACGGCCCCUUUCGCCAAGAUAGCCAAACAUGUAUGCUAUAACAAUAUUGUAAACAUAAUAGAUGAUCUUUCGUUCGCAAUCGUUCUUGAGUUGCAAGAUGAUAAAGCACCCGCAGCUUCUCAUGGACAGGACCCACCAUCUUGGAUUCCAGCGACAACCCCCCAUACAACGGCGGGCACACAUGAAAAUGCAGAGCUGCACAUGAUCCGUGCUGUUGACACUGGUAUUAUUAACGCAACCGUGCAAGAAUCUGAAGCAAAGCUGAAACGGGGACAAGAAGACCUCAAAGGAAAAGGACGAGCAUCGUGA
This is a messenger RNA of Fibroporia radiculosa, 825 nucleotides long. RefSeq lists its product as uncharacterized. The transcript is spliced from 8 exons. NCBI's taxonomy places the organism in Eukaryota, Fungi, Basidiomycota, Agaricomycetes, Polyporales, Fibroporiaceae. Gene Ontology annotation, cellular component: zeta DNA polymerase complex. The record is from RefSeq and is a predicted model, not a curated record. Bases 1 to 825 code for a protein of 274 amino acids.